Molecule: messenger RNA, 3738 nt
Organism: Cottoperca gobio
Lineage: Eukaryota; Metazoa; Chordata; Actinopteri; Perciformes; Bovichtidae
Gene: tpcn2
Product: two pore segment channel 2
Exons: 25
Biological process (GO): monoatomic ion transport; endocytosis involved in viral entry into host cell; transmembrane transport
Cellular component (GO): lysosomal membrane
Molecular function (GO): voltage-gated channel activity; ligand-gated sodium channel activity; intracellularly phosphatidylinositol-3,5-bisphosphate-gated monatomic cation channel activity
Source: RefSeq, a predicted model, not a curated record
CUGCAGUGCUGCACCCUGCAGCACGUGCACUGUACUGUAGGUGGAGUUAGUUUUUAAAGGCAGUGUAAAGUGAUACUCGAGGACAGGAGGGUGGAGCAGAGCACAUGGCCGACUUCCUAAAAGCAGAUUCCCCUGCCCGCUGCUGUUGUGCUGUUUGAAACUAUGUAACUGUGACUUGACACUGACGGCACAGACGGGCUAAACUGCCACAUAGACUACUUUCACUUUCACAGCGGAGCAGCUGCACUGAACAACUUGUAGACUUCCUGGAUGGAAACGGACGGUCUGCUGACCGGGAGUAUGAACGGAGGCUCCGGGGAGUAUGGCUCCUCGUCGGGCACAGAGGACCGCGGGGUCCCGGGCAGCAGACGGAUGUCGUACACUGUCGCCGGGGAGUCGUGCAGUGUUGAGAGGGACUCGGAUGAUGAGGAGCUCUACAUCCAACAGGCUGUGGUAUUCAUCGAGGACGCCAUACAGUACCGGUCCAUCAACCACCGAGUGGAUGCCCGCUCGCUCCGCCUGUAUCGAUGGUACUACUCCAGGAUAUGCCAGUGGGGCUUGGGCCUAACCAUUGCGGUGGUGUUAUUGCUGGCAUUCGUAGAACGCCCGUCCUCCCUGUCCAUCUCCUCGGACCCCCGGUAUCGCUCUCCGCCCUGGCAGCCUCCCUGCGGCUUCACUGAAAGCAUCGAGAUGAUCUGCCUCCUCAUCUUCACUCUUGAUCUUGCUGUUAAGAGCUACUUGAUUGGCUGGGAGGAAUUCAGAAAGAGCAAAUGGCUGAUCGGCUACACAGUAGUCAUUUCAUUCUCCAUCAUCGACUGGGUGUUGUCCGUCAGCAUGGUGUGUGAUGAGAGAUUUAGAGUACGGCGCCUCCUCCGUCCAUUCUUCCUCCUGCAGAACUCUUCCCUGAUGAAAAAGACACUGAAGUGUAUCAAGAGGACUCUGCCAGAGAUUGCCAGUGUCAUCCUGCUGCUGGCUCUCCACCUCUGCCUCUUCACCAUGAUCGGCAUGCUGCUGUUCGCUAAAAGUGAGGAUCCGAAGAAGAACGGGGAGUGGAAGCUACAUUUCAGAGACCUUCCCAAUUCUCUCACCUCUCUGCUGGUGCUGCUCACUACAGCCAACAACCCAGACGUGAUGAUCCCUGCGUACUCCCUGAACAGAGGCUACUCCAUUUUCUUUGUCUCCUUCAGUGUGAUUGGAACAUACUGUCUGAUGAAUUUACUGACAGCCAUCAUCUAUAACCAGUUCAGGGGCUAUUUACUGAUGUCGGUCCAAACGUCCAUCAUCAGGAGGCGACUGGGGAUCCGAGCUGCUUUCCAAGUCCUCAGCUGCCAGGGAGCCCAACUAGCUGCUGAGGAGGGCGUGGCUGUUGAUGUGGUGCUGAAGGUGAUGUCCAGGGUCCAGAUGAAGAGCUACUACAGAGCAGCCAUCACUACGGUCAGCGGCGACAUCACAUACUAGCUGGGCUACAUGGAUCGAGAGCAGUUCAGGAAGAUAUUUGAUGAGCUGGAUAAAGAUCGCAUUAAGGAGCACCCUCCAUUGCCCCAGUACAACUCUCCAGUCCUGCAGAGACUCCAGGUGGUAUUCAGUCACUACUAUCUCACUAUACUCGGCAACGCGGUGGCACUGGCCAAUGUCGUGUGCAUAUGUACUGUCCUGGUGUUGAAUUCUGAAAAGUCCACAGCAGAGAGAGACAACUACACCAUGGAGAUCAUCAACAUGUGCUUCAUCCUAUACUACCUGUUUGAAAUGUGCGUGAAGAUCUUUGCCUUCGGCUGGAAAGGGUACCUGUCCUACAGGAACAACAUCUUUGACGGCUUCCUCACCAUCCUGCUCUUGGUCCUACAGAUCACUAUAUACGUCACCUACAGGCUUCCUUAUUCUCAAUGGGAGCCAUCCUCUCAGGGUGUAAUGUCUCUGUGGGAGAUGGUUCGUUUGAUCAACAUGCUGAUUGUGUUCCGCUUCCUGCGCAUCAUUCCAGAUAUCAAGCUCAUGGCUUUGGUGGCAAGUACACUGUUGGACCUGGUGAAGAACCUCAGAGCCUUUGCAGGAAUACUAAUGGUGGUGUUCUAUGUGUUUGCUGUGUUUGGGAUCUGGCUGUUCGAGGGAGUCAUUAAACCUCCUCCAGGGAUGAGUGUGUUCUCCAAUAGCUCCAUGGAGAACAUCACCUCUAACUUCAGCAUGGAGUGUGGCACCUAUGAGCAGCUGGGCUACUGGCCAAAUAACUUCGAUGACUUUGCUGCCUCCAUCAUUUUGCUCUAUGAUGUCAUGAUAGUCAACAACUGGCAGGCCUUCAUGGACGCAUACAGCAGAUACACCACUGAGUGGUCAAAGAUCUACUUUGUGUGUUGGUGGCUCACCUCCUCUGUCAUGUGGGUCAACUUGUUUGUGGCGCUCAUCUUAGAGAACUUCAUCUAUAGGUGGGACCGUAGUCACAGCUGCUCUGUUACAGAUGUGGAGAGGAUCAGAUUCGAAACAUCUGUUCAGCUCAUGUUCAAAGAGCAGAUCCAGGAGCCAACCGAAGAGGAAUUACUAUGUCAACUACACCAACAUCCACACUUACACCUACAGUGGUGACACACACACACACACACACACACACACACACACAGCACAGAGCACAGAGCACAGAGCACAGAGCACAGAGCACAGAGCACAGAGCACCAGCACCAGCACCUAUAUGCAGUAAGUCAAGACACUGCUGCUAAAUGAGUCUAUUGUGUGGUAGAAGCACUGAAAUGUCAAUAUUACAGCAUUCUACUACUAAUAUAUUUUAAUUUUAGAUUAUUGUCAUAUAAAAUUGCUACUACUGAAAAAAGUAGAAAGCACAUGUUACAAGUUACAAGUGUCUUUUCAAUAACUGCUCAGGAAAUUAAUCAAACUGACAAGAAGAAUUGGGGCCGGGGCCACAUGCGAUUUUAGGGGUAGAAAAUAUGUUAAUCCCAAAGUUUGGUUCUCAAAAAAAUGAACAAUACACUAUAACAAUAAACACAGGAAUACUCAUUCAGUGUUAAUGUAUAUUGCAUUCAUCACUGCCCGUGAGUAUUUACAAUUUCCCCUCUGGCGAUAAAUGUGGGGCGAAAAUAUUCAACACAGUUAGGGGGGUCGGAGGAGGGUACAGGCUUAACAUUACGGGGCCCCGGCCCCCCCUUAGAACCACCAUUGAGAGUCUCCAGAGCAGACUGUCUCACUUAUCGGUUAAACUACUAAAAUUCAGGAGGUUUUUUUCUUUGAAAUGAAUGAAAGGUUUUGCAGUAUAGUUGCCCAACCAUACAAAUCCAAGUAUACUGUCUCAUCACACUCUGCUUACAGAUAAUGAAUGUAUGCAUGUAUAUGUACUGCUGCUGUGACAGGAGAAUGACCUUUAUUGUGCUUAUUUACAAAGAAUUAGCAGAUUUUAUCUCACUUUUUUCUCAAUUUGGGAACUCAGAAGUUAAGUGGUUUCACCAGCUUUUUUUAAAAACCCGAUCUCGCUCCUCGUGACUUACAGUAAGCCCCCUUCCCACAGUGAACCUAGAACAUGUGUCCAAUGUGGUCUGCAAUGUGGAAUAUGUUUAAGCUCUUUUUACAUGUGACAGACCAUCCUUGAUGGGUUAGGUCAGGGGCCGGCAACCUGUGGCUCAGGAGCCACAUGCGGCUCUUUAACCUCUCUGUAGUGGCUCCCUGAAGCUUUGACAAAACAAACAUGGAACAUGUAUGUGUUGUUGCACAGUGGACGAUCCUUCAAAGGGAACUCCUCUU